AUGGCGCCGAAUAGAGAGAGGAUUGCUGAAGAUGACCUCAACUUACCGUAUUUCCAUGGAGCACUCAUGAAUCAGGAUGCAGAUCAAUUAUUGGUCAAUGAAGGAGACUUCAUGGUGACGAGUAGAACGGUUGCUGAACUCAACAAACUCCAAUUCCAUCUUGCUGUUCGCUUGAAGAAAGGAAUCCGCCGAUACGAAAUAAAACGGAAUUCAACUUCCGCAAAACUCGGAACCCGGUCGGCUGGAAAUAUUGGAAAACUGAUUGAUUCGUUGAAAGCGGAAACAAUCGAAAUUAAAGGAGAAAAGGUGGCAUUGAAACGAGCCAUUGCAAAGGGAAAAUUCCAAUUGAUGCAUCGAGAUGUCAACUUUAAAAAACAAAUUGGUUCGGGUGCCUAUGGAACGGUUUAUAAGGGACGUUUGGCGAAGAAUAACGCGGUGAUUGCUGUCAAAAAGCUGGACACGGAAGGAACGGACGAAGAGGGAUUGGCUGAUAUGAUGAAGGAAGCAAGAGUUAUGCAACUCUACGAUCAUCCGAAUAUUGUCAAGUUUUAUGGAUUUAUUCUUGACGAUUUUCCAUAUCUUCUGGUUCUUGAAUUCUGUAAUGGAGGUGCUGUUGAAGAUCUUUUAAGAGAGAAACCAGAUUUGAAGGUCAAUCGUAGAGUUCAAUAUACCUACAUGGCUUCUGCAGGAAUGGACUACCUGCAUAAGAAAAACUGUAUCCAUCGUGACAUUGCCGCCAGAAACUGUCUCAUUCAUAAUGGAGUCGUCAAAAUGGCCGAUUUCGGAAUGUGUCGUGCCACCGCAGUCUACAAAGUGGAUCUCUCGAAACCGCUCAACGUCCGUUGGCUGGCUCCAGAAGUUUGGAACAAUGGAGAAACCCGUUUCAACACAGACGUCUAUGCAUUUGGAGUUAUGAUUUGGGAGUUCUUCAUUACUCCGUACCAGUCACCGUACCAUGAGUGGAAGGGGUACACAGUGAAGCAAAAAGUGAGAGCUGGAUACCGAAUGCCACCUCCGGAUGGGAUGCCCAGAGAGAUGAUGAUUGUGCUCAACGAGUGUUGGAACCAUGACCCGAAUAAGAGACCAACUGCAGAAAAGUUGAAAGAGAAGUUGGAGGAAUUGAAUCAGAAGUUUGAAGCAGGAGAUGCGAGUGUCUUGCAGGGACCCGAGAAGAGUUCGGACCCACCGACCAAUAACUGA
This is a messenger RNA of Caenorhabditis briggsae, 1200 nucleotides long. The transcript is spliced from 4 exons. NCBI's taxonomy places the organism in Eukaryota, Metazoa, Nematoda, Chromadorea, Rhabditida, Rhabditidae. Gene Ontology annotation, molecular function: protein tyrosine kinase activity; ATP binding. Gene Ontology annotation, biological process: protein phosphorylation. The coding region runs from base 1 to 1200 and encodes 399 amino acids. The record is from RefSeq and is a predicted model, not a curated record.